AUGUCACCUCUGCUGCCGGUGUUGGCGCUGUUCAGCGUCUUCGUGCAGCUCGUGCAGGGCUACCAGGUCCUCGUCACGGACCAGGACGAGGUCCGCCAGGUGUGCAGCGGCAUGUACGGCAGCGGUGGAGCUCAAGAGCCAUACAUCGAGGUCCUCUUCUCGCCAUCAUCCCGAGGGCAGCUCGCCCUGGCCUUCUUCGAGUGGGAUGACGCGCAGUGGCUCGGUGUCGGUGCAGACGGCCAAGGUGGCAAGAACGAUUGGUCCGCCGACCGCAUCUACAUCUGCACGGUCGAGGCGCAAGCCGCCGGCCUGUGCACGACCGAGCAGCUCGGCCUCUUCCUCACGGCGCCGGGCACGCCCGCCGAGACGAGCAUCUCGACCUCGUCGGUCCGAUUCGACGCCGUCCCCUCGGCUUCCGGCGAGCGCCAGACGGCGCGAGGGCCGUUCCGGUACGACAUUGGUGGCACGGGCUACUACUGCGUCGCGACGGUGCCCCUCCUCCUCGAGGGCGCAACGAGGAACACGAGCUUCACGGGCGUCGUCGACUUUGAGAACGUCUUCAGCGGGCAUCUUCCGGCGGCCGAGUACCCCAAGGUGACGUUCUACAAGGUCCUGUUCUUCGUCUACCUCGGCACCGCCGUCGCGUGGUGCGCGCUGUGCUACGUGUACCGGCGCGACCUCUUGCCGCUUCAGCGCUACAUCACGGCCGUCGUCGGCCUCCUCGUCGUCGAACACCUGUUCACCUGGCUGUACUGGCGUUACCUGAACCAGACUGGCCACCCGGGCGUCGCCGGCGCCUACCUGUUCGUCGGGUCGACGCUCAACGCGGCGAGGAACAGCGUCAGCCUGUACCUGUUGACGAUCGCGAGCAUGGGCCUGAGCGUCGUGCGCCCGAGCCUCGGCAGCGCCAUGGCCAAGGUUCGCCUCCUCGCCAUCUUCCACUUUACCUUUGGCCUCUUGUACUCGGUCGGCUCGGCCACGAUCCCGUUGUCGUCGACCGUCUUCUUCGUCUUCUUCUUCGUCCUCCCGCUCUCGGUCACCCUCACCGUCUUCCUCAUGUGGGUCCUGUACUCGUUGAGCUCGACCAUCUCGGACCUCAACGCUCGCCGGCAAAAGUACAAGCGCACGAUGUUCGUCCGGCUCUACUACAUCCUCGUCGUCACCUCGACCCUCAUCCUCCUCUUCUUCGUCGCGUCGUCCAUCGCCUUCUCGUCGCGCCUGUCGCCGUCCUUCCCGGCGCGCACGUGGCAGACUCGCUGGCUCCUCCUCGACGGGUGGCUUUCGAUCCUGUUCGCCGCCGUCUUUUUCGCCGUCGCCUUCCUGUGGCGCCCGGUGGGCAGCAACCGGCGCCUGUCGCUCAGCGACGAGGUGCCGCUCGACGAGGCGGACGCCGAGAUGUACGACCUCGAGGACGAGCUCCUCGCCGACGAGGACCGCGACGACGACGACGACGACAGCGGCGGCGACGGCAAGAACUCGCACGCGAUGCGGCGCGUCAAGCGCGACUCGGUCGGCGAGGAGCGUCGCGACGGCGCCGUCUUCCACGUCGGGUCGGACGAUGACGACGACGACGACGACGACGACACGCGCUCGGCCGCCGACAGCACGCGCCACAGCAACGCGUGGCAGCGUCGCUCGCAGUCGGGCGAGCACGCUCGGCGCAGCAGCGACAGCGCGAGGCUGCUGCACGGCCGCGCGAGCGAGGACGACGACGAGGAGGAGGACCGCGACAUUACGAGCCAGCACGCGCUGCGAGGGGCGGGUGAGGCGCCGCCUGCGUACCCGGGCAAGAAGGACGAAGGCACGUACAAGGACGACUGAGGGCUGUGUGGUUCAUCGGCGGCGGCGUGUGUCGGGCAGUGCAAGGGUGCCUUUCCCCUCCUCGUCGA
This is a messenger RNA of Rhodotorula graminis WP1, 1889 nucleotides long. RefSeq lists its product as uncharacterized. Bases 1 to 1821 code for a protein of 606 amino acids. The record is from RefSeq and is a predicted model, not a curated record. Gene Ontology annotation, biological process: retrograde transport, endosome to Golgi. The transcript has 7 exons. Gene Ontology annotation, cellular component: Golgi apparatus; membrane. Lineage: Eukaryota; Fungi; Basidiomycota; Microbotryomycetes; Sporidiobolales; Sporidiobolaceae.